AUGAAAUAUUAGCGAGGAGGCACCAACAAAUCCACGCCCUCAAACCAAGCAAUCAGCUCUAUCGGCACUCCUGACAAUGCCACAGUAAUAAAUACUUCCAUGAAUAUGGCCUCCAAUUAGGACGCUCCUGGAGGCUUUGGACGAGAAGCAGCUAAACAUCAAAAUAGCUCAAUUUCGCCUUUCAUGAAAGGCCUGGAAGAGAAAAAUAUUAAAAAUGAGGAGCUGUUCAGAAAUUCACAGCAGAGGAAUAAGAACAAGAUCCACCCAAUGAACAGCGAUGAUAAAAAGAUGAAUGCUGAUCACAUCAAGGUGCACGACCAAGAUGAAUAUGAAGAUGAAGAUUAUGGAGAGGAGGAUUAUGAUGAUGAGGAGGAAGUGGGAAGCAACACUCAUGCUAAUCAGGCUCUUCAAAAGAAAACCACUUCCAUAUUCAAGCAAGACGCUUCUCACGGACUCUCCUAUGAAAAGAUGGUUUAUAGUCUGCAUAAGACACAUCCAAGAGUUACCAUUAAAGACGAAAAAACUGGGAAAACCAAAUAUUCAAAGCAUCCUUAUUGCAAAACUAAGACUGGCUGGCACUGCUGUUGUCGCUACUUCAGAGAAACUGACUUCGCUCAGUAUGGUGCGGGUAUUGCUCUGUACUUCUAGUUCUUGAAGCACAUCUUUGUAGUUUUCUUCUUCAUGGCUCUUAUGAGUUUCCCCGCCUACGUGUUUUACUUCAGUGGCAACACUGCUGAGUCCUCCAGUUACACUAAUCUCAAGUACAUACUCGCUGCUUUCUCUCUUGGCAAUGUCGGAUAAUCUGACUAUGCUUGCAACAGUGCCUAAUUAUCAGAGAGUAAAAUCAGUUUGUAUUGUGCUUAUGGAACUCUGGAUACUAUAUAUCAAUUUGGAUAAUCCCUCUCGAAUAGCAGCUCAAGUUGCAAGAAUGAUGGCGAGAAUUUGAAAUUCACUCCCAGUACAUGUGACUACAGACAGAGCGGUUUCGGAUCUAUCAAUAAAGCCAACUUGAAUAAGCUUUUUAACUCAACAUGCACUGGCAAAGUCAGUUGCACCCUUCCAUUCUACUAUAAUGCUACUAGCGUUACAAACUCAUCACAAUUCGUGAACACAUCUAUUGUUCCAGCUAACUGCACCAAUGGAUCGCCGAAGUACUCUCAAAAUGAAGUGGUGUACUUCCUGCAAGCUGUUUGCAAGAGUGAUAAAAUCAAUGUUUUUCUCUCAAAUUACUUCUACUUGGAUAAAAGUACAGUAGCUUUGGUGAUUGUAUUAUUGGAUCUGGGUAUAGCAUUCUUUCUUUGGGCUACAUUCGUUUAUCUCAAAGCCUUUUAGAACAUUACAGCCGACGAAAUCAAUGAGGCUGUUAUUACAGCUUCAGACUUCUCAGUCUAGAUCAAGAAUCUACCGAAUCAUGAUCACCUUAAAAAGCUAAAAACCAAUAUAUUAUGGAAAAUUGAAUCUAUACUUUAACUUGAAAAAGAUGCUCUAGUAAAUCCUUAGUCUAACAUUGAAGAUGAAUAUUAGAACUACUUAAUGGACAUUAAUUUUGGACUUAAUGACUACGGAAGACUGGACUAUAUGAUGAAAAUGGCUUAAUAGUUGCAAGAAAAGAAAAAGUAUGAGGCUUUGAUAAAGGAUGAUCCAGCAAAGAGAGACAUAUAUCAGAAGAAGAUAGAUGACUUGAAUAAGAAGGCUAUUCAAUAGCUGAAAGACAUGGAGGAGUAUGCUAAAAAUAACAAGCAGAGAGCUGUCAUUGCUUAUGCACAGUUCUAAAGUAUGAACGGCAAGAAGAAAUUCAUUAAAGCUAUGAGAGUCACUAGAUGCCAGAGAAUGUGUGGUAAUUCUAAGCUUUUCUAGCAUAAAUACUUUGAGAGCAACUGGCCAGAGAUCAAAUCAGCACCAGAGCCAUCUGUUAUUUUAUGGCAAAAUCUAAGAGUUGGCCCCUUUAAUAGAUUUAUCAGAACUCUAAUAGUGGGACUCAUUACUUUAGUUUUGCUUCUGAUUUCAGUCUUUGGCAUCGUCACUACCAAGUACUACCAAGAUCUAUACUCAUCAAAGUAUAACCUUGAGAGUUGUGGUGGAAUCGAUGUUACCCAGACAUCUGCAUAUAGUGAUUAUUUAUUGCCAAGCGACAGACUGGAAGUGAGAAAUAUAGUGUUUCCAAAUAAAGAAAAGCUUUGUUCUGAUUGGUUGACUGGCUAUACCAUUACAAAUGCUAUGAUCUACUCUACUGCUAUCUUAAUUACUGCUCUCAACGUCAUCAUCACUGAAGUUCUUAUUAGUAAGUUUCAGAUAAUUUUAUCAUUCAAACUAGGACUCUCGAGAUUCCAGAAGUUUCAUACCAAGACUCAAGAAAAAGCAUCUAGCACCAUAAAAAUGUUCUUAAUUCAAUUCAUCAAUACAGGUCUCGUUAUAUUGCUAGUAAAUGCUAAGGUCUCUGAAGUGCAGUUGCCAGACUUUGUGCCUUUAUUCUCAGGCAAAUUUUCUGAUUUCACAGUUGAGUGGUACAGAGUAGUAGGAACUACUAUUACACUUACCAUGCUUAUCAAUAUUAUCUCUCCACACAUUGGAGCGUUUGUUAAGAUCUUCAUUAAGUCGUUUAAGAGAUGCCUUGAUAGAAGCUGCACUUGCGACAGAAGAAGGACGAAGAAGUUGCUUCAGGAUGACUACAAUGAGGUUUACACUGGGCCGGAGUUCUUAAUUGAAGUUAGAUAUGCCUAGAUCAUGUCCUCCAUGUUCAUCAUCAUGAUUUACUCCAGUGGAAUGCCCCUUCUUUAUAUUGUUGGAUGCAUCUAGUUCUUCAUCAUGUACCUAGUCGAUAAAUUCCUUUGUAAGUUUUGGCUUUAUUCAUUCAACUUGCUUUUAGUCACAAGAGUGUAUAAGAAGCCGCCCAGAUAUGGCAUUGAGCUUUCCAACAUUUCAAGAAGUAUUCUAGUCUAUACAGUGCUGAUUCAUCUCUGUUUUGGCUUUUACAUGUUUUCCAACUCUUCAAUCUUUGCAUACGACAGUGAUAUUGGUUUCUUGACCUAGAUAAGAGACAGAUUCUAGGAUGAGCUUGACAAUGUCAUAGUUACUAAUGAGUAUUUGUCUGUCUAGAGAAUCACCCAGACGCAUACACUCUUAUACAUUCUUGGCGCAGCUUUGAUACUGAUAAUCUUUAUGCUUACAGAAAUCAUCUAGUAUUGCUUCCCAGACAGUUGGAAGAAGUGCUGCUGCUUAUGCUUUAACUAAAAAGAGCACGAUGAUAUUGUUCUCAAAUCCUUUAGUGCUAAUAUCUAUAAAGAGUUAGGAGUCGAGGACUAAAGAUAAGAAUAUAAAAAGACGAGAUAAGAACUAGCAGAUAUAUAGAUGAUGGUUAAACAAGGCAUCAUAGGCCAAGAUGAAAAAAGUGCUGUGAUCAUUGAAAGGCUUCAAAUGAAGUUGAAAAUCAUGAAAGAAAUCAUGAUUUAGCAGCUAAAGCAAGAUGGUUUGGGUCAGGCAAACGAUACUUUGACUGGAUUUGCAAACUUGUUUAAGCACAAGAAGAACGAUUUAUCGCAUAGAAUUAAGACCAGGUAUUCUUAUGAUAUUAAGGACGAUGAUACUUACAAGAGAGUGCAGAAGAUCGAGAAGAGGAUGAGGAAGUAUUACGCAAGGUAAAAUUAAUAGGCUUGA
This is a messenger RNA of Stylonychia lemnae, 3654 nucleotides long. The record is from the annotation of a GenBank genome assembly. Lineage: Eukaryota; Ciliophora; Spirotrichea; Sporadotrichida; Oxytrichidae.